AUGGAGAUCAAAGCGACUGAAGAAGCUCCCUUGACCAAGUCCGCGGUUGUGACCGCAUGGCAGUUUGUGGCUGCCCAUCCUUUCGUGAUCCUCUUCCUGCUCCUGUUUGUGCGACCUCUAUGGAGACGCUAUUCCUCGCCUCUGCGACAAUUCCCAGGGCCAUUCAUCGCCUCGUGCACGCGAGCCUGGAAAGUAUGGAGCACUUGGUCUGGUCAGACCGAGCAACAUCACAUUGCGCUUCACAAGAAAUAUGGUAGCCCGGUCGUCCGCAUCGCACCAAACGAGGUGUCUUUUUCGAAUCCAGAAGCUGCAGUUGAAUUGUUCAAGACCGGGAAGGGGUUCCACAAGACAGACUUCUAUGGAGUGUUCCCACCGCCCGAGAACCCCGACAUAUUCACCGAGACUCGAGAGGCUGUUCACGGCGUUAAGAAGCGAUAUGCAGCAACUCCUUACAGCCUGGCCUCGAUGCAGCAAUGCACGCCUCGAAUUGAGGAAACUGAAAAGCUCUUGAUCUCCAAAUUGGACGAGUUUGCCGACAAUAAUAAGAUCUGCGAUUUUGGCGACUGGCUUCAUUUCUUUGCGUUUGAUGUUCUGGGCGAAGUGGCGUUCUCCAAGAAGUUCGGCUUUCUCGAUGCGGGUGUCGAUGUCGACCGUGCCAUCAAGACGAUCGAUAACUCUCAAUGGUACAACGGCAUUGUGGGCCAGGUUCCCUGGCUCGACUACCUGUUCCGACGAAAUCCACUAUGGAACUUGAUUCCGUUCAUGUCCAGCAAAAAUGCGCUCAUCACGAAGACGGCAUUGGGACAACUCCAACAGCGCCAGGGUCCGGAAGGAGAGAAAGUCGAGUAUAAGGAUCUGCUCAACAGCUUGAUCGUGGCGCAGAAGGAGCAUCCCGAAGCCCUAGGUCCUGGCGAUGUGUUCGCGAUUGCACACGGCGCCAUUUUCGCAGGUAGCGAUUCGACCGCAAGCACGAUGCAAAGCUUCUUCUGGUAUGUCUUGUCCAACAAGAGAAUUUACGACAAGCUGGUCGAGGAGAUCAUGUCUGCCAAUUUGUCUGAGAUGGUCAUGUACAACGAGGCACAGAAUCUGCCGUAUUUCCAAGCUUGUCUGAAGGAAGCCAUGAGGAUUGCUCCUGCUGUCGGGUUGAACAUUACAAGAAAGGUCCCUCCUGGCGGCGCCGAGAUUGACGGUGUCAAAUUACCCGAGGGCACCGCUGUCGCCGUGAAUGGGUGGGUCUUGCAUAGAAACAAGAGUGUCUUUGGCGAUGAUGCCGAGGUGUACCGACCCGAGAGAUGGCUCGACGAUGAUAAGGAGAAGGUCAAGAUGAUGGAGCGGUGCAUGUUCCAGUUUGGUGGCGGUUCGCACGUGUGCAUCGGACGACACCUUGCCCUACUCGAGAUGAACAAAGUCAUCCCCGAACUUCUGCGGCGAUAUGAUAUCCAGCUCGUUAAUCCGGGAAAGAAACUUGACCAUCAUUCGAGCUUUUUCGUCGUGCAGUGGGGAUUAUUGACUUAUAUGCGGUUGAGGGGGAAGGCGUGA
Cladophialophora psammophila CBS 110553 is the source of this 1539-nucleotide messenger RNA. RefSeq lists its product as uncharacterized. The record is from RefSeq and is a predicted model, not a curated record. NCBI's taxonomy places the organism in Eukaryota, Fungi, Ascomycota, Eurotiomycetes, Chaetothyriales, Herpotrichiellaceae. Gene Ontology annotation, molecular function: monooxygenase activity; iron ion binding; oxidoreductase activity, acting on paired donors, with incorporation or reduction of molecular oxygen. The coding region runs from base 1 to 1539 and encodes 512 amino acids. The transcript is spliced from 5 exons.